Andrographis paniculata is the source of this 968-nucleotide messenger RNA. RefSeq lists its product as uncharacterized. Bases 212 to 862 code for a protein of 216 amino acids. The record is from RefSeq and is a predicted model, not a curated record. NCBI's taxonomy places the organism in Eukaryota, Viridiplantae, Streptophyta, Magnoliopsida, Lamiales, Acanthaceae. The transcript has a single exon.
CUAGUGUAGUUUCCGCCAUAUUUCUUUCCUUUUCAAACACCAUCAAAUUUGGGCUCGAUUUUUUCACCUACAAUGGCGCCAAGUUUCCCGCCACGUCUCCAACCAUUCCCCCCUACAAAACCCCCGCCGCAGCCGCCACUCUGAACCACAACUCACCGCCUAACAAACCAACCAAACCAGAUCUGCAUCUUCUGCACCAACGAUUCCAGCCAUGGUUGUCGCCUUGGGUCCCGGAAAAUUCUACGGCAGCAGUCUGCCUCGCCCCCGGUUCUACACCGACGUCAAAUUGAACAGCGAGAGAGUCGAUCCGCCGGUUCCGGUCAUGGAUCCGCUCAUGCAGUGGGCGAACGAAGCCCACUGGUCCAUGGGGGGUCUCAAUUUCAAGCGCCUCCGCCUCCAGGGUCGCAUCGAGGGGAACGUCGAUAGACUCCGAGUGCAGAGGGAGAAAACUUUUAAGAAAUCGGAGAGGCGACGCCCGAAAUCGGCGAAGCGUGUGCCGCCGUCGAUUUCUGAGGAAGAUCGGGAGGAGAGUAGCGAGGUUAGUGAGACUCCGUCUCCGCCUCCGGCGCCGGUGGCGAUUAAACGGCGUCGUGUUGUUGGGGUUUUGGAUGAGGAUGCGGAUGAGGCGGUGGAGCAUAAGAGGCGGGGGCCGGUGAGGAAAUUGGGAGACGAUUUUGAUAAGGUCGCGGUUGAAAGCGGGAUGGCUGUGGACGACGACGGAAUUGGUCGGAGUGUGACGAGCGAGGAACCGAAACGGAGAGGGAAAUUGGUUAGAGGCGGCCUGAGAGUUGGCGCCGCCGUGGUGGCCGCCGCCGUCGCCGCCAGGAAGUCGCCGCGGCUGUCGAGGAAAAGAUUGUAUUGAAGGUGUUCGACGAAAUGCCUGACUGAAAAAAAGAAGAAAAAAACUGUAUACCUAAUCAAUUAGUAGCUUAGUGCUUUUGCCAUCCAAUUUCAAAUGUUUCUUUUAA